Messenger RNA from Cladocopium goreaui, 749 nucleotides. The record is from the annotation of a GenBank genome assembly. NCBI's taxonomy places the organism in Eukaryota, Dinophyceae, Suessiales, Symbiodiniaceae.
CUCAAGGCUUCGCCUUGGUGCAACAUGGACCAACAAGCGCUGAUUCUCUCGGAGGUUUGCGGUGCUCACGUGGACAGCUGCAGCGCUGCGCUGUCCCAUUGUGAUGGCGACAUAGACCAAGCCGCAACGCUGCUGAUGGAAACCGUGCAGGAAAGGAACGAUCCUCUUUCCCAGCUCAUUGAGAUGGGCUAUGACCGGCAUCGCGCUGAGCACGCCCUAAGCAGUGGUGAUGGAACUGUGCAAAUGGCACUGGACUUUUUGCAGGUUAGUUCACCACCAGUCCCUCGCGGUUCCGACAUGCGCAGCAUUGGGCUUUGCGCCAUUUGUACAGAGCACUUGAGCCCAAGCGAUGCUGCCAUGCGCUGCGAAGGAGCAGGACAUCACUUUGGUCAUGCCGCCUGCCUGGCUCAGUGGAUUCAGACCUGUGAAUCCCGCAACCAGGAGCCCACCUGCCCAGAAUGCCGCGGCCCCUUGCAGUUGCGGCGACGACGAGUGCAGGAGUUCUUAGACGAGCUGCCAGAAAAUGCCUCACCCGAGAGGCGACAGGUGGUGCGCAACAUCUUAGAGCGCGUCCCAGCUGGAGAUGAAUGGCAAAGAAUUCGCUGCAACAAGGCGGCUGGCUUUGCUGCACUGAUCGCCACCGGCGCGCUGGUGAUUGGUUUCCUGGCCAAGUAGCCAAGGACGAUGAUCAAUGAGACGAUGCACAGCAGAAAGAUAUCGACCGGGGAUCUGCAGAACUGGGACCAUUU